Ochotona princeps (American pika) is the source of this 690-nucleotide messenger RNA. RefSeq names its product INTS3 and NABP interacting protein (gene INIP). Gene Ontology annotation, biological process: DNA repair. The transcript has 5 exons. Bases 207 to 521 code for a protein of 104 amino acids. Lineage: Eukaryota; Metazoa; Chordata; Mammalia; Lagomorpha; Ochotonidae. Gene Ontology annotation, cellular component: nucleus; SOSS complex; nucleoplasm. The record is from RefSeq and is a predicted model, not a curated record.
AAGGGAGGCGGGACUUCCGCUCCGCCGGGCGCUCGUCAGGCAGGAGGCGGAAGCGUGGCGGAGGCGGUAAGGUUGGAGCGCGCCGCGAGGCGACAUUGGUCUGGAGUGGUCGCGCCCCCUUGGCCGUGCGGCGGUCCUCGCGUGCCGGGUGAUUGUGAAGUGGUGAGUAAUUGCCACUGAAUAUAAUUGUGACAGAAGAUACAAAGAUGGCAGCAAAUCCUUCAGGACAAGGUUUUCAAAACAAAAACAGAGUUGCGAUCUUGGCAGAACUGGACAAGGAGAAAAGAAAAUUGCUUAUGCAGAACCAGUCUUCAACAAACCAUCCUGGAGCUGGUAUUGCACUCUCAAGGCCGGCUCUGAACAAGGACUUCCGGGACCACGCCGAGCAGCAGCACAUCGCCGCCCAGCAGAAGGCAGCUUUGCAGCAUGCUCACGCACAUUCAUCUGGCUACUUCAUAACUCAAGACUCCGCGUUUGGCAAUCUUAUUCUUCCUGUCUUACCUCGCCUUGACCCAGAAUGAAGGGACUGUGAUGGACGUGACUCUGACGAUAAAUGCCAAAGCUACUCUCAGUGCUGUUCAAACAGUAACUUUCAGAAUUCUGGUGAACUUUUUUUUUUCCGCCUCUUUGAAAGAAAUGAACAUGUAGACGAAGACAAAAGCAAGGGCAGUGAAGAUGAGAGCUCGGGAU